AUGACAUUACUACAAAAAAUUGAAAGUGAUGAUCCAACAACCAAGUAUUUGUUUCAUUUGGCUAUCUGUGGAGAGGUGAUAUAUACGAUCGAAAAAUUAGACGUACAAUCCGAAUCUUGCACUACGAAUGAAAAGUUCACCAAUACCUUAAACAAAAAUAAUUUGAGUUCAAUAAAGUUAAUACUUGAAAAGAGGUUACAAAAGCUAUGCAAAUGUGAUCAUCUUUAUGAAAACGAUGGAACUAGAAAGGGCUCCAAAAUUGAUUUUAUUGAACAGCUUUUGGUUGGCAAACAAACAGGAAUGUAUGAGUACCCUGUUUCAACUACUACUGAAGAAUUGCUUAAAGAAAUCAACGGCGAAGGACCAUCCGUGGAUAAAUCUGAGUAUUCUAGACCACAAGAAUUAUAUGCAAAGUUACGGUUGAUGUUAUUGCAAGCAUUGGAACAAAGCCCUGAUUUAGUAAUCGACAAAUCCAAAGGUAUUGAUGACAACUUGUAUCCAUAUUUAGUGGCGUAUUUCAAUGAAUUGAAAUCAGAAAGUGAAUUUUCCAGUUUGUACGAAAGUGGUAUCAAAUAUUUUGGUUCUUCUCUAUCAUCACCGUCUGUUCUGUUAGAAAAAUUAUUGGAUUCUUUCAUCAAAGUCUUGAAUUCCCAUUUAGAAAUCCUAACUGCUGGUUUUGGUACUAAAAAACACAACCAAAGAGAAACCUUGGAUUCAUUGAGAGAACUAGGUAAUAAUUUGAUGGCCAAUCUGGCAUACGCACAGGCUAUCAAGGUUUAUACACAGGCAUUAGAGAUCAAGCCAGUUUUAAGUGACGUCGAUUUCCCCCAGCUUUAUACAAACCGUGCCAUCGCGUUUAUCGGUCUUAACUGUGUUCCUGAAGCAAUCAGUGACUUGAACGCAGCAUUAGUUUUGGAUCGUGUAUUCACCCCUGCUUGGACACAAUUGGGCUAUUGUCAUUUGUACAUGGGUAAUUCCUUGGUUGCGUUGGAAAGUUAUGUUACUGCAUUGAAGACUGCUGUGGGUGAAAUAUUACCGGAAGGUUUCCCUCAAGAGGAAUUGGUAAUUGAGCACUAUAAAGAAACCAAAAAACAAUCGUUGUUACCUCAGUUUGUGAAAAGAUUAAGUAGUGCCAUUGCCUUGACCGAGAAAAGGGCGUAUCAACAACAUAUGUCAGAUCAAACAAUUAGAAAACAGCUCAGCGAUGUGAGACGAAUUUUGGCACAUUUAAGAGCCUUGGGUCCGGAUUCGGAUAGAGAUGAUUUCACAUAUAUUCCUGUGUACAGAGAUUCUUCGUUGAGAGAUGUCUCUAUGAGAGCAAAUACUCAACGUCCAAAUAUUCUUACCCCUGAAGUUACUCAAAACUUACUCGCUAGAAAUGGUAUGGAAACUUCGGUUAUAACCCCAGUGGAGACAUUUAGAAGACGAGAAGAUACUCGUCAAAGUAAUGGUACUGGCACUCCUAGCGACGAUGAGCCAGAGGGCCCUUUUGAGUUUGACUUCAAUAGAGCAAUGCCAAAUGCUGUUAGUUUCGCUGAAUUAUUCAGGCCCGGUUCCAGAGCAACUCCUGGUACAAAUACAACUAGAAACGCGGAGACUGAUAGAAAUACUGAGUUCAAUAGGUCCAGUGUGACUUCUAAUGAAAGAACACUGCAAGAAAGUAGUGGUCAAGGUGGAAGUAGACCGACCACACAAAUAGUCGACGAAGGUCCUAACCGUAGAAUAGUUGUUGAAACAAACGCUACUGGAACUGGUGCAAGUGUCGGUGCAACCAUUGCAAAUGCAAUUUCACAGGCCUUUUCAGGUAAUGCUAAUGACGGUGGCAAUGGUGGACCAGUUCCAAUGAUUGGUCAAAUUAUAAUGGAUCAUUUGCAACAAUCUUUUCCAGAUAGUAGAUUAAGAAUGGUUAAUGAGAAUGGAACUGUCCAGCCACUGGGAAAUACACAGACGAGGAAUACUAGUAAUAAUAAUAACACCUCACAAACAAGAGGCAACAACAGUGCAAAUACCAGUAACCCAAGUACAGAUAAUGAUGUUGAAAUGGGGGAUGUACCUGAUUUAGAUUGA
Molecule: messenger RNA, 2067 nt
Organism: Candida tropicalis MYA-3404
Lineage: Eukaryota; Fungi; Ascomycota; Pichiomycetes; Serinales; Debaryomycetaceae
Product: tetratricopeptide repeat protein
Exons: 1
Coding region: 1-2067 (688 amino acids)
Biological process (GO): post-translational protein targeting to endoplasmic reticulum membrane
Cellular component (GO): membrane; TRC complex
Molecular function (GO): molecular adaptor activity; protein binding
Source: RefSeq, a predicted model, not a curated record